AUGCUACCUCUUCGACAGAGACUUGCGUCGCUGCCGCGGCCGACCCUGUUCCACAGGGGCAAUGCCACCCUCGCGACCCCGAGGCAGCCUUUGACCGGACUUCGGGUUCUUGAUAUGUCCAGAGUGUUGGCUGGACCAUAUUGCGCUCAGAUCCUGGGUGACUUAGGAGCAGAGGUUAUCAAGAUCGAGCAUCCUACGCGAGGUGACGACACGAGAGCUUGGGGACCACCCUACGCGCCAUACUUGGACGGCCGAAGCGGGCAAGGCGAGAGCGCCUAUUAUCUAUCGGUCAAUCGAAACAAAAAGUCUCUCGCCCUCUCGUUCAAGGAAAAGGCCGGCGUCGACAUUAUAACCAAGCUUGUCAAGAACUCGGACGUUUUGGUCGAGAACUACCUGCCAGGAAGCCUCAAGAAGUACGGCCUGGACUAUGAAAGUCUGGCAAAGAUCAACCCUAAACUCAUCUACGCGAGCAUCACGGGUUAUGGCCAAACGGGGCCGUAUAGCGAUCGCGCUGGAUACGAUGUCAUGGUGGAAGCGGAAAUGGGCUUGAUGCAUAUCACAGGGCCCCGAGACGGACCUCCGGUCAAGGUCGGCGUUGCGGUAACGGAUCUGACAACCGGUUUGUACGCAGUCAACAGUGUCUUGGCCGCCAUCAUUGAGCGAGGGCAAUCCGGCCAGGGGCAGCAUCUUGAUGUGUGCUUGAGCGAUUGCCAGGUUGCGACCCUAUCAAACAUGGCACAGUCGGUUCUGGUGACGGGCAAGAGAGAUGGCGGUCGCUAUGGCACAUCUCAUCCUUCGGUUGUCCCUUAUCGCGCGUUCCGCACCAGCGACGGAGACAUUCUGAUUGGCGGCGCAAACGAUAGGCUCUUUGGCGUUCUGUGUAAUUGCCUAGGAAAGCCGGAGUGGGCGAGCGAUGAGCGCUUCUCGACCAACUCGUCACGCGUGGCGAACAGGGAGGUUUUAGAGAAGUGGAUAGAGGAUGCGACAAAGUCCAAGACAACACAGGAGUGGCUUGACAUCUUUGAGGGCACAGGUCUUCCAUAUGCCAAGGUGAAUGACCUGAAGGAUACACUGAAUCAUCCACACGUUACGGCGAGAGGGAUGGUCAAGGAACUCGAUCAUCCGGCGCUUGGAAAGCUCAAGGUCCUCAACAGUCCAGUUCAAUACUCAAGGACCGGGCCAUCUAUACGAACUCCUCCACCAUUGUUGGGACAGCACACCAAGGAAGUUCUAGCCGAAGUCCUGGGACUUGACGCAGCUGAGAUUAAGCAAUUGGAGCAUGACCAAGUUGCUGAGAGGAACGCCGAAUCCGGCAUCAAUACAGGCGGUGUUGCGGGAAUCUCUGAAGUAUCCAUUGGACGUGGUGAAGACGAGACUCUCCAACGAAGCACGAGCGGAACCGUGGUUUACUCAAGCAUGAUAGACUGUUUCCGCAAGAUAGCCAAGCAAGAAGGUGUUGGCCGCUUCUACCGAGGGAUUCUGGCCCCGAUCUUAAUGGAGACCCCCAAGAGAGCAACAAAAUUCACAGCAAAUGACUCCUGGGCCAAGUUCUACGCCGACGUGUUCCAGACCCAACGCCGAGACCAGAAGCUCGCUAUCCUCACGGGCGCGAGUGCCGGUGCCACCGAGUCCAUCGUCGUCGUGCCGUUCGAAUUAGUCAAGAUACGACUUCAGGAUAAAUCUUCUGCAGCGAGGUACAAGGGCGUUCUCGACUGUGCUGUCAAGAUCAUCCGUGAGUCUGGACCCUUAGGCCUGUACCAAGGUUUCGAGAGCACCGUGUGGAGGCACAUUGUCUGGAACGCUGGCUACUUUGGGUGUAUCUUUCAAGUGCGCUCUCUUCUUCCAACGGCUGAGACGAAGAAGGGUACUAUGGUGAAUGACUUGGUCGCUGGCUCUGUAGGCGGAACGGUUGGAACGCUGCUUAACACGCCGUUUGACGUGGUCAAGAGCCGGAUCCAGAGCACCACUGGUGCGAAGGAGUCUCUGCCUUGGGUGUGGUCUGGUAUCUUCAAGGUUUACAGGGAGGAGGGAGUUGCCGCGCUGUACAAGGGGCUUGUGCCCAAGGUUGUGCGUUUUGCACCUGGAGGGGGGAUCAUGUUGGUCGUAUACUCCUUUAUGAUUGACUUGCUCACGUCGGGAGAGUGA
Fusarium keratoplasticum is the source of this 2145-nucleotide messenger RNA. RefSeq names its product Mitochondrial thiamine pyrophosphate carrier 1. NCBI's taxonomy places the organism in Eukaryota, Fungi, Ascomycota, Sordariomycetes, Hypocreales, Nectriaceae. The transcript has 12 exons. Bases 1 to 2145 code for a protein of 714 amino acids. The record is from RefSeq and is a predicted model, not a curated record. Gene Ontology annotation, biological process: transmembrane transport. Gene Ontology annotation, molecular function: catalytic activity.